Molecule: messenger RNA, 1683 nt
Organism: Moneuplotes crassus
Lineage: Eukaryota; Ciliophora; Spirotrichea; Euplotida; Euplotidae
Source: the annotation of a GenBank genome assembly
CAAAACUCUGAAUGAAUUAAAAUAGCAAACCAAUUGUAAAACCAAUGCAUGAUAUCCGUGCAAAUUCUUCUCUUCAUAAAUGGUUGACGAAGAGGAACUCUCCUACCUCAAAUAGCCCAUGAGGAGAGGAAAAUUUGUUUCAUAGAGCAAUGAAUUCCAGCAUUUCUCAAAACUUUAACCCUUCAGGUACUCUAGUAAUUACUAAUCUUCUAGAUCUAUCAUGAAAGCAGACAUCUGGGUACUUAAAGACUUUCAAGAAGAAGGUAAAGAAACUCAGAAAUGCUUGUAAAAUGAGUGUCAGGCACAAUCAAGAGAGCAACUUAAAGAGGCUCACAUAUGACAACUUGAAUAGCCUCAAAACUUCGGUUCUUACAGAAAGCGUGACCAACUCCUUAGCAAAUACUAAAGCAACUGGGAAUCUAAAUACCCAGCCUGGCAUCAAUUUACUUCAUUAUAAGGAUGAAAAUAUGGAGAUUCAGCCGAUCAGUGAGAUUUUUGAAGAGGAAAAUAAAGAAAACAAAGAAAAUAAAGAACACAGUGCUUUCUCACAAAGUAGCUUACAUGAGCAUAGAGCCUUAGGGGGCUACAAAAGCUCAGGCCAAUUCGCUCAGCUUUCUCAAAGCCCCAAAAACUAUGCCGAUAUCUUUAAGAAAGUAAGUUCGGAUGACUCUCACCUGGUAUCGUCACAUAAAAGCAGCUAUGAUCAGAAUUUCUCGAUUAAAAUGAGUGAGACAGAAUCUAGAAGGCUAGAGAACCUCAAGGAUUCCUCUACAACUGAGAGGUUACAGUCAACUAACAUAUCUAUUGAUCCUAAUUCCUAUGACGAGGAGGUAAAGAUGAUUAAUUUCCUUCCCAAAAUCAAAGGAAACCAGUGCGGUUGCAAACUUUCCAGUGUUUCUACACUGAAAUGUUGAGCAAGCAUGCAGAAAUGGCUCUCUGUCUGAUUUUUAGAAGAAGAAGAUGAAGCAUUUAACCCAAGAAACCAUCCGGAAUUUAAUAAAUUACUUGACUUCUUCUACCGAACAAAAGUUGAUGAAAAGUUAUGAAAUCAGGACUCUCAGCUUUAUAAGGAUCUGAAUAGAACAUUCCAGGUGUUGCAUUACUUCAGAGAAGGUGAGAGAGGGUUUUCUGAUACUAAAUAAGCUACUGUUAAAAUUCUUAGCACAUCCCAUAUCGAAGGAAAGUGGAUAUGUGCAAGGGAUGAACUUCAUCGCUUCAACACUUCUCUACCACAGUCAAGCAGAUGUUGCAUUCUGCUUGUUUAUAAAGAUGUUUGAGAAACAUAAUAUUAUACACAACUAUGAGCCAGGAAUGCCUGGGAUUACAGAUCAUUCCUUCCUCCUUGAAAAGAUGGUUUCAAAGCACUGCAGAACUCUUUCUAAUUACUUCCGUGAGCAAGCAAUUCCCGUACAAAUGUACACAAUAGAGCUGAUUUGAGGGCUUUUUGGAGGUAAAAUCCCUAUUGAAAAGAUGAAGCUGUUUUAUGAUCACUUUAUUCCAAAAGGCUGGCCAUUCUUCUACGCACUUGUAGUCCAAUUCUUAGAAGAAAUUCAGUUUGAUAUUAUGGAGGAGGAAGAACUGACACCUCAAGCAGCCAAUGCUCAUAAUGCCCCUAACCUAAAGUGGAACCAGCUUAUUAGCAAAGCGGUUGAUUUUGAAUUCAGUAAUAACUCUUUCAAUUAA